This is a messenger RNA of Thelazia callipaeda (thelaziosis nematode), 594 nucleotides long. NCBI's taxonomy places the organism in Eukaryota, Metazoa, Nematoda, Chromadorea, Rhabditida, Thelaziidae. The record is from the annotation of a GenBank genome assembly.
AUGGAUCAUUUAUUUGUUAUCAUCUAUCUUGUAUUACAGAAUGGGGAGACGAUAUUUUGCUACGAUGAAAUGGUAUCUGUUUUGGAACCACUGUCAGAGAAAUUCCCAAUUUACAGGUUUAUCAAUACUGUUACACCUUAUGUGCCUCAAGUCGAAAAGAAGAUUGAUCCGAAGUAUGAAAGUAGAUUGAAACGGCUAAAACAGGAACAGGAGAAUCGGGAAUAUCUUUUAAUGACUCGUUCAGUUGAUCCUAAUCAAAUUUAUGAUCGUGAAAAUGUAUGGCAAGGAUUUGGCGAGGAGUUAAAAGCAGUAAACAGGCAGUUGAUGAUUAUUGUGAAUACACUUCUCACCGUAGCUGGUGGAUUUUCAUUUGGAUAUUUUGGAAUUGGAUAUGCUUAUCCGGGCUUAAAUUUAGAUAUAACAUAUCGAAUGGUUCUGGGUUUAGUAAUUGCUGCUGCUGUAUUUUUUGCAGAUCUAUACUUUAUUGUUCGAGGAAUGGAUAAUUUAGGAGAAAAGCCUAUCAAAGUUAGUGAAUUCGCAAAUACACAAAUAUUCAAUAAGAAAAAAUCAGUGUAUGAAAUCGUUUGGUACUAA